Molecule: messenger RNA, 1109 nt
Organism: Balearica regulorum gibbericeps (East African grey crowned-crane)
Lineage: Eukaryota; Metazoa; Chordata; Aves; Gruiformes; Gruidae
Source: RefSeq, a predicted model, not a curated record
AAUACACCAGUGGGCACGCCGAUUUUCAUAGUGAACGCCACGGAUCCGGACCAGGGGGCAGGAGGCAGCGUGCUUUACUCCUUCCAGCCUCCUUCCAAUUUCUUUGCCAUCGACAGCGGCCGUGGCAUCGUGUCGGUGAUACGGGAGCUGGACUACGAAGUCACUCAGGCGUACCAGCUCCAGGUCAACGCGACGGACCAAGAUAAAAACAAGCCGCUGUCCACUCUGGCCAACCUGGCAAUCACCGUUACAGACGUGCAGGACAUGGACCCCAUCUUCAUCAACCUGCCCUACAGCACCAACAUCUAUGAGAACUCACCUCCGGGUACCACCGUGCGGAUGAUAACGGCGAUCGACCAGGACAAGGGCCGUCCCCGGGGCAUCGGCUACACCAUCGUCUCGGGUAACACCAACAGCAUCUUUGCGCUGGACUACAUCAGCGGAGCUUUAACCCUGAAUGGGCCGCUGGACCGGGAAAACCCCUUCUAUAGCGCUGGAUUCAUCCUCACGGUGAAGGGGACAGAGCUGAACGAUGACCGCACACCCUCCAACGCCACCGUCACCACCACCUUCAACAUCCUAGUCAUCGACAUCAAUGACAACGCACCCGAGUUCAACAGCUCGGAGUACAGCGUGGCCAUCCCAGAGCUGGCCCAGGUGGGCUUUGCCCUUCCCCUCUUCAUCCAGGUGCAGGACAAAGACGAGGGACCCAACAGCGUGUUUGAGGUUUACCUGGUGGGCAACAACUCCAACCACUUCAUCAUCUCGCCGACCUCCAUCCAGGGGAAGGCGGACAUCCGCGUCCGCGUGGCAGUGCCGCUGGACUUUGAGACCAUUCCUCGCUACAAAUUUUCGCUCUUUGCAAAUGAGAGCGUCCCAGACCACGUUGGCUUCGCCCGUGUGAAGAUUAACCUCAUCAACGAGAACGACAACCGCCCCGUUUUCAGCAAGGCCCUGUACAACGUCAGCCUCUUUGAGAACACCACAGUGGGCACCACCGUCCUCCAGGUCCACGUGAGUAGGAGCAUCCUGACUCUCUUUGCCAUGUCCUUGGCGCGCGUGUGGCUCCGCAAUGCCUGUCACCAAGAGAUGGUGGGCUGGGGAGCCUG